AUGCCGGUGACUCUUGCAGAUAAUUCCAGGGAGUGCCCUACUAUAAGCCCUCUGCCUGCUCUCAUCACCACCGAGGAGGUCAAACAAAAGGACGAUGACCCUAUCGACCGGCCGAUAACCCCUAACGACCCCGAACGCGAUACGCUUUUGGUAAAAGGCAUGAACAUUCCAGCCUUCCUCACACCUCAGAUUCCCAAGGUCCAUGCCGCUCGUCAGCUCACGACCUUUUCUAAAUUUCCAACCCUCCCUGUUGAACAGGACUUCGUCGCCUGA
Molecule: messenger RNA, 273 nt
Organism: Fusarium odoratissimum NRRL 54006
Lineage: Eukaryota; Fungi; Ascomycota; Sordariomycetes; Hypocreales; Nectriaceae
Exons: 2
Coding region: 1-273 (90 amino acids)
Source: RefSeq, a predicted model, not a curated record